Messenger RNA from Sparassis crispa, 3180 nucleotides. RefSeq names its product Enhancer of polycomb-like protein. The record is from RefSeq and is a predicted model, not a curated record. Lineage: Eukaryota; Fungi; Basidiomycota; Agaricomycetes; Polyporales; Sparassidaceae. Gene Ontology annotation, cellular component: piccolo histone acetyltransferase complex. The transcript has 7 exons. The coding region runs from base 1 to 3180 and encodes 1059 amino acids. Gene Ontology annotation, biological process: regulation of transcription by RNA polymerase II.
AUGUCAGCGUCCGAGUCCAAAAGGCGGUUCGGCCCGGCUCUGAAACUCAUCGCGCCUGGCGACGACGCCGCCUCACGCAAAGUCUACCGUCCGAGCUAUCGACUAUACUUUUCUGCCAUCUUCCCUCCCUUGCCCCAUGAUAUGCCCCGCAACCACAACGCAGGCCCUUCAACUCUCCGGAACCGCAACAGAGUCACCAACAAGACCCGUCUCAAAGUCAUCACUGAGAGCAUCGAUGCCGACCCGAUUGUCCUUGACGAGGAUGAAGAGAAGGCCAGAGUCGUCUCCACAGCCGGUGUGGAUGCUGAGGAUGCCAAUGAACAUCACCUUCAGGCGGUCUUGUUUGCAGCAGCGACACGCCAUCAAGCCGGUUCGCGUUCAACGCGAGCCGCGUCAGAGAAGGAGAAGGCGGCGCCAGCCAUCCCUACUCCCGACAGCACUGGCUUGGUGGACAAUUAUGAGGAGUUGUACCAUUCAGACCGGUGGAAGGACCCUCAUUCGUAUGUCAAAUCGUCCGACACGGUUGAAGAAGCGUGUUCUUUCGCGCUCACCAAUGGGUUCAUUUACUACAUGGACGAGCGCGACAAGGAAUGGCUUGACAAAAACAAUGAGGAGGCCAGAGGAGAAGGUACGAGUGCUCAAGGCGCUCUGUCCGCCGCCGGCACGCGUUCCGGGCGAAGCGCAAAAGCCAAGGGCAAGGAGCCCGAGGUUGCUCAGCCCGUCGUGAUGACUGAAGACGAGUUCGAACUCGUGAUGGCCUUGUUUGAGAAGGUUACGCAUGAGAAGACUGAGUUUUUGCAUCAUGGUCUGGAGCAAGGAGGACCAUUUCCGCCCUUCUCAGACUACCAAGAGACGUUUGGUUCUCCGUUGACACCGGUGAUGUUCGCGUUGUUCGCUGUACCAGACUGGAUACCGCCACCCGCCCAGCUUUUCCGUUUUGCUCGCGUCGUCUAUCCAUACUGGCGCGAACGACGGUCGGAACGUAGAGGACACCGAAUUAUACCCACUGUCAACCUGGACGAAACAGAUACCCUCAACGAAUCAUAUAUAUGUUUCAGGCGGCGCGAGAUCAAGGCUAUUCGGAAGACGCGUGCUCAACAGACGACCUAUUCCGACAAGAUGACACGCUUACAAGGGGAACUGAACACCUCGGUGGAGCUGGCGAAGAAUGUCUUACGACGUGAGCACCUUAAACGGGAAACAGCUAUUCAAGGACAUUCCGUCUGGGACAAGCGCCUUUCCCUCGUCGAUCUGAAGCGAAAGUAUUCAAGUCUAGGGGGUAAGGAAGACGAGGAGCUGCUCCACGAUAGGGAGAGGGUGCCGAAGAAGCCGAAGAUCGACACUCCUCGCCUUCCGUUCAAGCUGCGCACACGAGACAACGGCGAUUCCGCUUCUCCUGUCGUUGCUGAACCUGCCAUCAAGCCAAAGGAACGACAGGCGGCGAUACGAAGCCAGAUCGAGCAGGGGUUGGCAAAAAUCAAGGAGAAAGACCGUCAAUGGGAAGAUCUCGUCGAUAAUCCGUAUCAGCCUGCACCGGUGUCACUUGCCUCUCGUAUGUACAAGAUCAUCUCGGCCACUCGUGCGCUCUCUUUAUCGACGCCAACUACCGAUAGCAGCGAAAGACCAUCGACUACCUCGGCCCGUGCAGGUCGUCUUCGCUUCGGUAGAGGUGGCCGGAUUUAUCUUGAUCGACGCAUUGUUCGUGCACGCUCGGAGCAUCAUCGAGAGAGUUGCGAAGGGUCCGAGGACGACGAUGACACUGACGCGCAGAGUCCUGCUCGCAAGGUACGCGGGCGAUGGAAGUUCGACGCUGACGAUGACCCUGCUGUUGGUCCGGAAGGGCCGGACGAGCAGGACCGCAUGCUGGUUGACGACUUCCAACCGAAAUACUUGGUGCAUCGUAUGACGUUGUUGAACGAACAGGAUCACCAGGCGAUGAGUGUGGAUGCUGGCAUCGCUGUGACUGGCGCAGACGGCCGACAGCAAGUCGUCACACCAUUCAAACCCCAGCCUGCCAUGCCUCGUCGAGAGAUACAGCCGAUGGCCCAGCGUCCCGUACCGUCGUCUUCCGUGAUCCCUGGGCAACAGAUUUCCAGCAUACACCACGCAAACGGUGUCCAUGUCCCGAUGCCAGGUACAAACGGCAUGCCUGUUGCAAUGGCUGCGCAGCUGAAGAAGAUGGCCCCUCCAGUCGGAGUUCCGCAUAUGCGCAUAUCAUCCAAUGGUGGGAUUCGGUUACCUGCAGCUUCUCCCGUCCCUAACAUGCACUCAACUGUUCCUACCCCUCUUGCGUCACCAUAUGCGACUCCGCCUGGUAGCGCUGGACAGGUCAAUGGAUUUCACGAAGCAAGCGGCCAGGCUUCAGACGGCACCGAGCAAGAUGUGAAACUCGCCAUGCAGACAGUUCCGAACGGCAACGGACAUCUUGGGAGCGAUCACCCUGUUGCAGAUCCCUCUACAGCGACCGGUGCCUCCACUUCACCUCUACGCGCGAAGGCGCAAGUACAGCAGCCCGUCGCCAUGCCCACCGUACCUAAUGGCUACCAUAUUCCUCCGAUUAAUGCUUACCCCACUAUGUCGAAAUCUCAGUAUAUGCACGCUACCGGCCGGCCGAACGGUUUGACCAUGCAACAAAUGCACAACAUCAAGUCUGUGUAUGCUUCGAUGUCGCCGUCGCCGGACACCUCUAUGCAAUCCAACAAUAAUGCAAAUAUGGCAAUUCGAGCACCAUCCACCUACAUGGGACAUGUCUUGCCGAAUGGCGCGAACUAUCAAGUCCAGUUCACCGCGGCGCAGUGGGCUACUGCUGCUGCCCAGCAGCGCUCCCCGCCUAUGAAUGGCGUAGUUGUGGAUGGGAACGUCAGCGACGCUGCGGCGAUCGCUGCCUUCAUGUCUCCACCUCCUCAGGGCAUGCCGGCCAGGGUGCCGUCUGCCAAUGGAAUGUCACCCGCUCCUCUUGCUCGAGGUGUGGGUUUGAGCGCCGGACAGGGCAGAGUGUCGCCGGCUAGUGCGCAAUUCGCGCGUCUUUCCGCCCCUCAUUCACCAUCACCUCUCUUGACCAGCCCGUCUCUUUCGGCGGCCCAAGCGCAGUCGUCUCCCGUGCGGCCGCCCUCAAUGCCCACCCCAUCGCCCUCUCUACAGUCACGACAAGUUGUUGGUGGGCCGGGGGCAGGAUAUUAG